Molecule: messenger RNA, 894 nt
Organism: Aspergillus candidus
Lineage: Eukaryota; Fungi; Ascomycota; Eurotiomycetes; Eurotiales; Aspergillaceae
Exons: 2
Coding region: 193-894 (233 amino acids)
Source: RefSeq, a predicted model, not a curated record
GGCCGCCAUUCCCACCAGUCUCCCCACUCGGACGGUUUCCAUUGGUGCCAAUAAAUGAACCCACGGUCCGUCGGAGAUUACGCCCGCUUGGCGAGGCCACAACUCCUGCUGUCAAAAGCUGGACGAUUCCUCUGGCCCUGGCCUUGUCCAUUUUCUGGUUGAAGAUCAGUGGAUCUGAAUGCUCUUCUAGCCAUGUCAUUCAACAUUGUUAACGGCCAGAUCUACACGCCGGGCUUGGCGAUCGUGGAUGCGCCGCAGCCCAAUACUCCUCUAGGAGGGGACACUCUCCACAUCGCCAUCGACAUCUCGGGAAACGGAAAACUAUCUCUGGACAACGACGAAGACGAAGAUAAAGACAAAGACACCCACCUCCACAGCCUCACCCUCUUCCUCACCUCCACCGACUUAUCUAAGAACUUCACCAUCUCAAACGGCACCUCGCCCCACGACCACCACGACCAUGCACCCUACGUCGGCCCCGUCCUCGACCUCGAGCCCUCGUCAACAGUCAAACACGUCGACUGGACAUGGCCGGCUUGUCUAGUCGGUGAGGGAUCGGGCGGCGCUGCCCGAGGAAAAUACAAUAUCUCCAUGCAUCAGUCGUUCCGAUGGCGCGGGGUGGAGCAUUACACGGUGUUUGAUCUACCUAUCUCCGUGUCUAAUUCGAUUGAGGAGUCUGAUGAGAGGGUGGAUUGUGCGUCUGUUGAGAAUGAGUUGUUGGACGCGGGGGCUUUGGCUGCUAGUAAUGAUACGCUGGAUGAGGUGCCUUGGGUGGGUGAGGUCGGUGCUUCUGGGGAGGAGGCUGAUGCUGAUGCUGCGGUGGGGUCUGCUAGGGCUGGGGUUUGGGGCUGGGCGUUGGUUGCCAUGGUCGGGUACUGGUGCUUGGGGUAUUGA